GGCUGUCAGCAGAGGUCGCAACAGAUUCUUUGAUUGAAGGCAGUAACAGCAAGUGUUCAAAUUCCAGCCGUUUUACUUUCCAUUGAUCAUCUGGAUCAAAAUAUCUCCGUAAUGAGCAAUUCCGCUACACAUCCCCCUUUCAAAGUGAUCAUUGUUGGCGGGGGCCUCGCUGGCAGCCUUUUGGCCAACGGGCUAGCUCAACACAAUGUCGAAUUCGAGGUUUAUGAAAGACAAGAGAAGAACUCCAAGAGAGAAGGUUAUCAGAUCCGCUUAGGCGAAGCUACAUUCAUAGGCAUGAGGGCAUGCCUUGACCAGGACCAUAUCGACUCCAUCUUCAAGCACUUUGGCAGGUCAGCAUCACAGGCACCGAUUCUGUACGACAAGCACUUCCGCAAGAUGUUCGAACCAGGCAGAGACCCGAAUUAUACACAAUCCUCACCUAUCAGCCGCGUCGUCCUCCAGGAUAUUCUUCGCGAGCCGCUCAACAGAAUGGGCAAGAUUCACUAUCAAAAGAGAUUCGAGAGCUGUAUGAUUCGUCCAGAUUUCGGCCGCGAUGUAGUCGAGGUGAAUUUCGAUGAUGGCACCUCCGAUGUCUGCGACAUUUUGAUCGCUGCUGAUGGCAAUAACUCGCAGAUCAAUAAACUCCUAGGACUGAACAACAUUGAGGAGUUGACCUCUUUUAGGUCGUUUUUAACUAGAUGCGAUCUUCCAUUGUCCGUCUGCCGCCGGCUAUCACCAGAUCUCAGUUCGCCCAUAGCGACCUUACACGAUGGCAAGACGUUGUAUUUCCAAGUCUACUUGCCUGGUGAUAUGACAGCUCGUCUUGGAAAUGUGGAUGCAGACAAUGACGAAGAGCUAGCGUCGUGCAUGCUCGGUGUUGGAUUCUUUGUCAACCGCAUGAUAACCUCACGCAGCUUUGAAUCUUUGUCUCAAGCAGAAAAGUGGGAUGCUGUUGACCAUCUCUUUGAGGACUGGUCUCCGAAACAUCAAGACAUAAUUGGAGUCUUCAGGGGUCAAGAGAUGUACUAUGGAGCACCACGAGUGUCCUCCCGUCCGUCGAUGAAUUGGCGCAAAUCAGUUGUAUCAGCUGAUGACAAACGGCUUGGAAAUCCGCACAUAUGGCUCAUAGGGGACUCUUUGCACUCAAUGUUUCCUUCGAGGGGAAUGGGCGGCAAUCAAGCCAUGCGAGAUACUGCCGAUGCCUUACCUUUACUAGUCCGAUUAGCAGAGACAGCAAGAACUACGAACGGAGUGAAAGAGGACGACAUAACACAGGCUUGUGACAAGUAUGAAGGGGCUGUCAUACCUCGGGCCUUUGAAUGGGUGAAGAGGAGCGGGGGCAAGAAUCCAAUGAUGAUUGACACUUCUAGAGUCACCGACCGGACUGUUCUUUACAUGUUGUCAUAUGCUGUGACAGCGCGAAGAUUGUGGCUUUGGUUGCGUUCGUGGAUGACCCGCAUGGUGUUCGGUGUGAGACGCCAGUGAUAACAUCAAAUGCAGUUUCCUGCUGGCUAAUCAGGGACAAAGAAGGAAGUAAAUAACGUGGAGUUCCAC
This is a messenger RNA of Colletotrichum acutatum, 1554 nucleotides long. RefSeq lists its product as uncharacterized. The record is from RefSeq and is a predicted model, not a curated record. Gene Ontology annotation, molecular function: FAD binding. The transcript has 6 exons. NCBI's taxonomy places the organism in Eukaryota, Fungi, Ascomycota, Sordariomycetes, Glomerellales, Glomerellaceae. Bases 112 to 1485 code for a protein of 457 amino acids.